Phytophthora infestans T30-4 is the source of this 2382-nucleotide messenger RNA. Its product is annotated as anoctamin-like protein. Gene Ontology annotation, biological process: chloride transmembrane transport. Gene Ontology annotation, molecular function: chloride channel activity. The transcript has a single exon. Bases 1 to 2382 code for a protein of 793 amino acids. The record is from RefSeq and is a predicted model, not a curated record. NCBI's taxonomy places the organism in Eukaryota, Oomycota, Peronosporomycetes, Peronosporales, Peronosporaceae.
AUGCGGCGGCGGCAUCCAGUGUCUUUCUCCGCGGAAAGCCGCGGCUCUGAGCCUUGCAUCGUCGUCUCCGAUUCAUUCGCACGUCGUCGCCGGUCCUUCGUGCUUCGCUCCGCCUUCCCGAAGGUCUCCAAGCCUAAGAAACCCCUUAGAGAAGACUCUACUCAUACCAACUCCAACUCAUUAAGCGGCAAGCGACGACGCAGUAUCCAAGACGUCACUGAACCAGUCUCCGGUAGCCAUUUGAAGCUACAGCGCUUUGCUCCGACGCAGCGAUUGGUCGACGAUCGCGCAGACUUCUGCCUGUACCUGGAGCUUCAACUCUCAACUAAACAGGCGCUCGAAGAUGCCCAUGCACUCGUCCAAGUGACGGCCAGAGCGCUACGUGCUGCUGGCUGCAGUGUAUCUGUCCACAUGCUACAAGCCCCCGACUCUGAGGUGCUAGCUGUCAGUGAGGAAGAAGCACAGGCGUAUGCCUUAACUAUAGGCAGUGAAGUACCCGACCAAAGCGUCACAGAGAAAGGAGAAUGGGCAGGUCGUGUGGCCAUGCAAUUAGCUCCAUGGGUGACUCAACAUCCAGACUAUACCAGCCACGUAUUGCCCCUUACGGGUGCUGCACAGUGUCAAAGACUGCGUAAAUUGAUACUCACCGAGCUUCGACUCGAGUUGGAUGUGUGUUGCUUACAUGAAGGAGGUCAUAGUACUCAAGCGAAUAGUACAAGUGCUCCAGUAUUACUCAGUGCCAGAGAGAAAUUACUACCGCAAGUUAUGAGGGCCAAGACGUUCACCAAUGUGAUGCUAUACCCGCUACAUCGGGACGAAGCGAGACGCCAGUUGACACGCCGAUGGGGAGCGCAGAGUGCGCUAGCGCUGCCUCCUUUGCAGGAUAUCUACGCGUAUUUUGGACCGAGAAUCGCCAUGUAUUUCGCCUGGCUGGCGUUUUAUACAAAGAUGCUGGUAUUACCCGCAGUGUAUGGCGUUGUAGUGCAUGUGCUGGGCCAGCUAAAUCUGGCCCCGAGUUGCACUGUGCACUGCGUUUUAGUCGCAAUUGGCACGUCGCUUAUUGCGGAUAUGUGGAGACGUCGACAGCGUGAAGUAGAGUUUACAUGGGGUUACGAUGGGGUACUCUCGUCUCUACAUGCCACGACGAGGGUACAGUUCAAAGGCGAGUGGAUGCAAGACCCCGUGACUGGGGUACGCUGUUUCGACUAUCCACAUCAUAAGCGUCUUCUGCGGCAACUUCUAGCUGUCCCGUUAUUAGUGUCCAUGUGCUGUUUAGUAGGAGGGUACGUUGUCGGGCUACACGUAUUUUCGGAACGGCUUCGAGCGAGCUACAAGGGUAGCUGCACCCAGGGACCUUAUGUAGCGGAAAACUGGGUACCCAGCUACGAUACCGUGACGUGCGCCUUUGUAUCACAUGGUCCAAGCGUCAUAAACGCCGUGAUCAUCCACGUGAUGGACAAUUUGUAUCAGUUAUUGGCGCGCAAACUCACGGAAUUCGAGAAUUACCGUACACUGGAUGAACACGAAGCACAUUUGGUGGCUAAACGCAUGCCGUUCCAUCUCGUCAAUAGCAACGCAUCGCUCUGGUUUCUCGCUUUCUAUGUGCGACGACUGGAUCAUGUUCGUGAGCGUCUGUGGAUUCUACUGGUAGCGACACAGCUGAUCGAUAAUUUCAAGGAAGUAGGUCUGCCACUCGCUGUCUCGGUGGGCGGUCAAGUGCUCACAGCGGAGAAUAAACGGCGUCGUCAACAGAGUCUUCAGAGUCUUCAGAGCGAGGCAGUUGUAGGGAUCCAGCGUCAGCACUCGACGCUUCGAGCCAAGCGUGAGCGAGUCGACGUGGCUAAAGCGGCGACAGAGCAACGACUGGCGCGAGUUCUUAUGCAGAAGCGACAGGCAACGUAUCGUGAUACAUUUGCUGACUAUAAGGAGCUCAUGGUGCAGUUCGGGUACGUGACUCUGUAUAGCCCAGUGUUCCCGUUGGCGGCGGCGUUCGCGUGGUUGAAUAAUACGAUCGAGAGUCGAUCCGACCUGCUGAAACUCGUGAAUCGACACGGAUAUCAGCGACCAGUUGCCCAGCACGCACGAGGAAUUGGCGUGUGGGAGAAAGUGCUGGUGAGCUUUGCCGGUGUAGCUGUCGUUGUUAACUGCGCGCUAGUCUGGACGUACGAACUGGACGAGUUGCUGCCGUCGUGGACUGAACUUCAACGGUUUGCGUUCAUUGUGGCGUGUGAACACGUGAUCUUUGUCAUCAAGGCGUGGCUGAACUGGGCAGCCCCUGAAGUGCCAGUAACGUCGUCACUUGGUAAGAAGGCAGUGUUACCACCGUCCGUGCUUGAGACGAUAGUUAAUGGAGCUUCGCUGUCUGCUGUAAAUGGACAAUAA